CCCCGCCCGGAGCAGGCGCCGCGCCUCGGCCGGACCGCGGAGGCUCGGGGUCGGGUCGGGGCCGCGCCCGGGCGGCGGCAGGAUGCCCCUGUUCGCGGCCAACCCCUUCGAGCAGGACGUGGAAAAAGCUACAAAUGAGUACAACACUACAGAAGAUUGGAGUCUUAUUAUGGACAUAUGUGACAAAGUUGGAAGCACUCCUAAUGGAGCAAAAGAUUGCCUAAAAGCCAUAAUGAAAAGGGUAAAUCAUAAGGUUCCUCAUGUUGCUCUACAAGCAUUAACUCUUCUUGGGGCUUGUGUGGCAAACUGUGGAAAGAUAUUUCAUUUAGAAGUAUGUUCCCGUGAUUUUGCAACAGAAGUACGUGCUGUGAUAAAAAAUAAGGCUCAUCCUAAAGUAUGUGAAAAAUUGAAAUCUUUAAUGGUGGAGUGGUCAGAAGAGUUUCAGAAGGAUCCUCAGUUUAGUCUAAUAUCUGCAACUAUUAAAUCUAUGAAAGAAGAAGGGAUUACUUUUCCUCCAGCAGGUUCUCAGACUGUCUCAGCUGCUGCCAAGAAUGGUACAUCAUCGAACAAAAACAAAGAAGAUGAGGACAUAGCUAAAGCUAUUGAAUUAUCAUUGCAAGAGCAGAAGCAGCAGCAUGCAGAAACAAAAUCCUUAUAUCCAUCUGCAGAAAUUCAGUUAAAUAAUAAAGUUGCAAGGAAAGUAAGAGCCUUGUAUGAUUUUGAAGCCGUUGAGGACAAUGAACUCACCUUUAAACACGGUGAAAUUAUUAUUGUCUUGGAUGACAGUGAUGCCAAUUGGUGGAAAGGAGAAAAUCACAGAGGAAUAGGACUCUUCCCAUCUAAUUUUGUAACAACUAAUUUAAACAUAGAGCCUGAGGCAGCAGCUGUGGACAAGUUAGAUGUAACUGAGGAGGAGGAGGAGGAAAUUAAGAAAUCAGAGCCUGAGCCUGUGUAUAUAGAUGAGGAUAAGAUGGAUAGAGCCCUGCAGGUACUCCAGAGUAUAGAUCCAACAGAUGCGAAACCAGACUCCCAAGAUCUCUUGGAUUUAGAAGAUAUCUGCCAACAAAUGGGUCCAAUGAUAGAUGAAAAGCUUGAAGAGAUUGAUAGGAAGCAUUCAGAAUUGUCUGAAUUGAAUGUAAAAGUCUUAGAAGCCCUGGAACUAUAUAACAGAUUGGUGAAUGAAGCACCAGUAUAUCCAGUCUAUACAAAGCUCCAUCCUCCAGCACAUUACCCACCGUCAUCAGCUGGGGUUCCAAUACAGACAUACCCAGUUCCUUCACAUGGUGGAAACUAUAUGGGUCAAGGCAUUCACCAAGUCACUGUUGCCCAAAGCUACAGCCUCGGACCAGAUCAGAUUGGUCCACUGAGAUCUCUGCCUCCAAAUGUCAAUUCUUCCGUGACAACACAGCCUGCACAGACGCCGUAUUUAAGCACUGGACAAGACACUGUUUCCAACCCUGCUUAUAUGAACCAGAACUCUAACCUUCCAUCAGCUACUGGUGCAGCCGCUUACACGCAGCAGAUGGGGAUGUCUGUGGAUAUGUCAUCUUAUCAGAACGCUACUUCCAAUUUGCCGCAACUGGCUGGCUUUCCAGUGGCGGUUCCAGCUCAUUCAGUUGCACAGCCUCAGGCAAAUUACCAUCAGCAGCCUCUUCUUUAGAACAAACCCAAGCAUUUUCUUGCAAGCCUUCAUAUGUGUAUUACUUGACCUUUGUGAUUCUAAUCUGAAAAUAUUAAAAGAAAAAAAUUUUUUUCUCAACUCAAAAGAAUGGUGACUAAAUAAAGCACAAAAACUUCUCUAACUCUGCUAGGCCAUUAAAGGAUUUUUUUCAAUCCAAUUUGUUUGAAUUCCAACUUUUUUUUUUUUUUAAGAUUUUAUUUAUUUAUUCAUGAGAGAGACCGAGAGAGAGAGGCAGAGACACAGGCAGAGGAAGAACCAAGCUCCAUGCACGGAGCCCGACGCGGGACUCGAUCCCGGGUCUCCAGGAUCACACUCUUGGCUGAAAGCGGCGCUAAACUGCUGAGCCACCCCGGCUGCCUGAAUUCCCACUUUUGAUCAGAGGCAGCUUCAGGUAGCUUCCAGUUAGUUUGUCUUAUUUUCAAAUCUUUCUACACAAAUCUGGACACCCAGUAACUAGCCUUAUGACACUUAAAGAACAUGGGAAAGGACUAUGGAAAUUCUACUUUUAAAGAAACCAUCGUUUAUCCCUAAAACCUGAUCAUUGGGAGAGCAACAAAACCUUUGAAUAUUUUUUGUCUGCAUAUUUUUUUCAGUGUUCCCCAGAAACCGUUAUUUCAAAAGACGAACUUCCUUUUCGGUGAGCAUUUAGCUUGCCAACGUAUUUCCCUUUGGCUCCUUAAAUUGCAAUUGUGCUUGCAGUACUGUCAGUUUUGCUCCCUGUUAUGUUGAGUAGUAAUUAGCAUAUAAUUGUCUAUAGAAGCAAGAGCAAUUUGGAAGGAACAAAAAUGUUUUCUGUUAUUAACCGUGAAGACCUUAUAAAUGCAGAUGUGUGGUAAGCAUUUAGCUCGUCCCUGUCAAGGCAGCUGUGAGCUGAGGAAUGCCCCGCAACGCAUUUCUAUUCCCUGGAGACCAGCAUUUUUCUUACAAGACUUCCCUUGUAUUUAGAAUUGCCAUAAUGACCUCCUAAAGUGACUUUGGCCAUUCUCUAAGGAAGAUAAGGCCCGCUUGUUUUCCUUCCUGAAAUGCGGUGUGCAGAGAUGCUGCGUUUUCUCUUUACGGAUUACUUGUGAAUUUGAGCCAUGAGACAGUCCUAGGAAUUUGAGGUGAUAAAUCCUAAGCAUGAAUAAUAAGUGUGUUUUUAUAGAAGUGUGUUUCGUUAAAGAGGUGAUUCAAGUACCAUCGCUAUUGCCAGGCUGUUGAAAAAUUUGGCCAUUCCUCUCAGAGAGGAUUGUAAGCCUGUGGGACACCAGCAGGCAGUGGAUUGAUAGGGAAGCUCAAGACGGUUUUUCUGAAGCCUACAUUGUAUGAAUUAGCUUACAGUGCUGAUAGACUCCACAUACUAUUGGAAUCAGUAAACCAGUAGGGUUAUAAUUUCCUCCUAAAAAUCCAUACACUGCUGUAUCAUCUACCAACUUUUUAGAUAACACAAAAUAGGAGGUGGUGAAAACAUAUGCUUAGAGAUAGACGGUACUUAGACGGGGAAAAACAAAGGACAUAAAUUGUUUUUCAAAGAAAGCCCUUAAUCUUCCUGCUAAGAAUCUAUUUGAAGGAAGUGUUCUGAAAAUUUUUGUCAUUUAUCUAUUUGCAGAAAUUUAAUUACAAGUAUGUUCUUUUUUUUUUCAAAGAAACUGUGUCCUAAAAUAAAACGGUCUAUAUAUUACUUGGUCUACAUUUAAAGGAAGAAACGGAGCAGUAUUUGAAAGCCCAAUUUCUGUCAUUGUCUUAUUUCAGAUAUAAGUAACUUUUAAGAGAAGGUUUUAACCUUGAAUGUCUCCUGCUCUUUUUUUCAUCCAGUAUUUUCCUUCCAUGUGAAUUCACUUCUAUACUUUUUUAAAAAUUCUCAAAUGGUACCUUAUUUUUUUGGAAAUGAAUCUUCUAUUCUUUAAAGAAAAAACAUAAAAAGCAUUUAUAAAGCUGCUCUUGAUAACCGUUAAUGUUUGCAUAUAUAUCGAAAAUCUUACAUUUUUUUUCCUCCCACACAGUAUUUAAUAAGGUUAUUUUAAUGUUUGUGUAAAUAUUUCAUGUAUAAUUGUGAUCUGAAUUGUAAGAGCUUGAUUCUGCGUAAGUCUUUGAACUCGUCUAAAUACUGCACACCCACUCAAUUGGGAUCAGCCAAUUAAGUUCACCAAAUGUAGUUUUGGAAUAAUAUAACAUGCGACAUGUAUAUAAAUAGUGUAUAUUGGCAUUUAUCUGUGAAAUUUUAUACAUCCAGAAGUGUCUUCUCCCUCUUAAAUUAAAAACAAUUUUAUUUUGGCCACACUGUAAUGGGUUUUGUGUUGCAGGUUGUUGAUAGUAUAAAAAUGUUAUUACAUCUGUGUACUAGGAUGAUAUUUUUGGUUUAAUAGGAAAUAACAGGGUUGUUAUUUUUCUUUCUUUUCCAUGUUCUUAUGGGUUGUAUUUAUUUUAAGACCUCUUUAUAAUUAAACGUUUUCUUCCAAAGGAA
Messenger RNA from Canis lupus familiaris (dog), 4124 nucleotides. RefSeq names its product signal transducing adaptor molecule 2 (gene STAM2). Gene Ontology annotation, cellular component: endocytic vesicle. Gene Ontology annotation, molecular function: phosphatidylinositol binding; ubiquitin binding. Lineage: Eukaryota; Metazoa; Chordata; Mammalia; Carnivora; Canidae. The record is from RefSeq and is a predicted model, not a curated record. Gene Ontology annotation, biological process: signal transduction.